Molecule: messenger RNA, 306 nt
Organism: Closterium sp. NIES-65
Lineage: Eukaryota; Viridiplantae; Streptophyta; Zygnematophyceae; Desmidiales; Closteriaceae
Source: the annotation of a GenBank genome assembly
AUGGGCGCCUAUCUCUAUGGGUGCCUAUCUCUAUGGGCGCGUAUCUCUAAAGGUGCAUAUCUCUAUGGGCGCCUAUCUCUAUGGGCGCCUAUCUCUAGGGGCACCUAUCUCUAUGAUCGCCUAUCUCUAGGGGCGCCUAUCUAUAGGGGCGCCUAUCUCUAUGGGCGCCUAUCUCUAUGGGCGACUUUCUCUAUGGGUGCCAAUCUCUAUGGGCGCCUAUCUCUAGGGGCGCGUAUCUGUAUGGGCGUCUAUCUCUAUGGGCGCCUAUCUCUAGGGGCGCCUGUCUCUAUGGGCGCCUAUUCCUAG